GAAGCAUUGCUUCGAAGUCGCCCAUCACUACCUAAAGGUGGCGCAUUAUUUUUUAUCAUACGCGUUUCAAAAACGAGACGCUCUUUAACGCAAACUUCACUUCACUUAUUUGUUUUCAUACGUUGUUGCCAUUGGCGGCGGGACGCUUGAAAACAGCUGAAUACAUAAAUAUGUCCCCUUUUUAUUAUAAAAUAGCUUUAUAGGUAGUUUUGGGAAUUUCAAGUUUAACCUUUUACAUACAUUACUACCCGUACGAACCUAUAUUAAUAAUUUUGACUACUAAAUAAAUGAAUUAAGGUAAAAUGAAACGCAAUUCAUCUUCCUGAAUUGCUUUAGCCACCAGUAAAGAUAGUGAUCUUACAUGAUAAAGUGUGGUAGGACACUUUGAGCGGUACUAUAUAUCCGUCGAAAUGCCACCUAAGAAGCAAAAGGACCCCACAGCAAACAUCUCUAGCUCCAUUGAGUCUGAGGACAUCAGUCUGGAGACAACAGUCCCCACGGAGGAGAUAUCAUCCUCAGAUGAAAAAGAUGGUGCACAGAAAGUCACAAAGCAGCUUCUGGAACGAAAAGAGCUGCUACAUAACCUUCAAAAGCUUAAAAUAGAAAUGUCACAGAAAAAUCUGCUAAUAGACAACCUUAAAGUCGACCACCUUACCAAGAUAGAAGAGCUGGAAGAAAGGCUCAACGAUGCUCUUCAUCAAAAACAGGUGCUUGCUUUGCGCCUUGACAGCCAACUUAAACUACAGCAAGAUGAAAACAGGAAGCAGCAGGCCCUGAGGAAACAAGAGAUGGACACCAUAAUGCUCAGACAGAAGCAGCUGGAAGAGACGAACCGUCAGCUGUGUGAGCGAGCAGGGGACCUCCGCAGAAGCCUAAGAGACCUAGAGCUCUCUGACGAAAAGUACAAUGAGCUGAAGGAACUUCCUGAGGACAAACUCUCCAUUCCUGAAUAUGUGGCAGUUCGGUUCUAUGAGGUUGUGAACCCACUGAGGGCUCUUGUGACUGAGCUGCAGGUGAAAAAGACCAACCUGACUGAGGAUCUGGAGAGUUAUCGUAACCAAAUAAAAUCAAUAAUGGAGAGUUAUGAGGAGGAGAGAAGAGCGCGUUCUGAGCUGGAGAUUCGCUGUCAGAAACUCACAUUGGAAUUUGCUGACACCAAACUACUUAUUCAGGAAGGAGAUUACAAACAUGAGAACUACGACAAAAUCAAACGAGAGAGAGAUGGGUAUGAAACUGAGGUGAGAGAGUUGAGAAAGAAAUUGGAAAAGUUGGACCUUACACACACUGCAGUGACCAAAGAGAGGGAUGACCUAAAUAAAGAGGUGGUUACACUGCAGCAGUCAGUGACAUUAAUGCAGAAGGAUAAGGAAUAUCUGAACAAACAGAACAUGGAGCUUAAUGUGCGCUGUGCUCAUCAAGAAGACCGUUUGGACAGGCUGCACACCCAGCUCGAGGACACCAAGAAAGCAAGGGAAGAUGCUUAUGAAAAAUAUGUGGCAUCUAGGGAUCACUAUAAGACAGAGUAUGAAAACAAACUAUUUGAUGAACUAGAGCAAAUUCGGCUGAAGACGAGUCAUGAGAUUGAGAGCCUGCAGAGGGCGUCCAAAGAGAUGUUUGAGAGAGAGAACAGAAACCUUCGUGAAACUCGGGAUAAUGCCGUCAUUGAGAAAGAAAGAGCCUUGAAUGCAGAAAGAGAUGCCCAAGCCAAAUAUGAUCAACUCUUAGAUCAGUUCAGGCAGGUACAGCUGGGUUCAGACAGCAGGGUGGCAGAACUUGUUAACCAGGUGAAGCUUAAAACGUUUGAGUUGGAGCGUGCCCAGAUGGUCCAGGAGGAGACAGCCAGGAACCUCAGCCUGUGUCAAAUUGAGUGUGAAAAACACCAGAAAAAAAUGGAGGUUCUAACAAAAGAGUUUUAUGGGCUACAGAAAUCAUCAGAGAAAUGCCUCACUGAACUGCAGGCUCAGAAUUCUGAACAGCAGGCAAGACUGAAGACAUAUGAGCAAAUGGAAAAUGACCUGGAUGAUGUUACCAUGCAGGCUGCAGAAAUGGAGAAUGAAGAUGAGGCAGAGAGGGUUCUGUUUUCAUACGGUUAUGGAGCAAACAUUCCUACAACUGCUAAAAGAAGACUAAAGCAAAGCAUUCACUUGGCACGCAGGGUUUUGCAGCUGGAGAAACAGAACACACUGCUCAGGAGAGACCUGGAGCGGCAGACAGCUCACAGCAGUCAGAUCUCUGAAGAGUUGGUGGCGGCCAACCAGCUACUUCAGCAGGCCCAGCAGCCGCACAGCUACCUGAUAGAGACUGUGAGACAGAGAGAUGGUCAAAUUCACAUGUUGAAAGAGCGUGUCGCGCGGUUAGAUGAGGAAGUGAGUGCACUACGGAAAGAGAAGAUUGCACUGCUGCAAGUGAAAAACAACAUGGCAGCUGAUCUGGAGAGACUUCUGAACCACAGAGAGGAACUGUCUGUGAUGAAGCAAGUCCUGAUCAGCAUGCGCUCACAACACCAAGUUGGGACUGUAUCUCUGUCUGAGCUUGAGACAGGUGGUACUGGUACAGCGGUUCACAGACAGAGACCAGUUAAAAACACAGAUGAGGAGCAAUACAACCAUGGCCCUAAACCCACAGUGUUUACUAAUAAAGAAGUUCCAGAUUGGUGUAGAAAAUCACAACGGAAAACCAAAUGAUAGAGACUUGUUUAACUCGUUUAAGAGUGCUGGGAUACAUGUCAUGCAAUCACUGAUGAAAGUAUGUUUAAGCUACUAGAUUAGAUAUAUUACAUAACUAGUUACGCAGGUUUGUGUGUUUAUGUGGCCAUCAAGUAUGUAGCUAAACCCUAAACUAAUUUUUUAAAGAUUUUUUUUCAAUCUUCGUAUUAAAUCACUUCUGCUGUAAA
This is a messenger RNA of Misgurnus anguillicaudatus (oriental weatherfish), 2893 nucleotides long. RefSeq names its product progesterone immunomodulatory binding factor 1 (gene pibf1). The record is from RefSeq and is a predicted model, not a curated record. Gene Ontology annotation, cellular component: microtubule organizing center. Lineage: Eukaryota; Metazoa; Chordata; Actinopteri; Cypriniformes; Cobitidae. Gene Ontology annotation, biological process: cilium assembly.